Molecule: messenger RNA, 2205 nt
Organism: Gaeumannomyces tritici R3-111a-1
Lineage: Eukaryota; Fungi; Ascomycota; Sordariomycetes; Magnaporthales; Magnaporthaceae
Exons: 2
Coding region: 55-1938 (627 amino acids)
Molecular function (GO): monooxygenase activity; oxidoreductase activity, acting on paired donors, with incorporation or reduction of molecular oxygen; iron ion binding
Source: RefSeq, a predicted model, not a curated record
CAGUAAGACGUGUCUAGGACCAGAAUACCUGCUAAUAAUUCCAUACCUGCCGCCAUGGGUUUGGAUCUCCAGUUCUUGCCGCUCCAAGGUGGCGGGCCGUCCACGACAGCCGCAGGCUUCUGCAUCCUCCUGCUUUUCGUCGCCGGCGUGACCCGCCUCCGGACUGACUGGGCGGCUCGCUCACAGGCACGCCACAAGACGCACGGGGCCUCCAAGGCCACCACCCCGACAACAGAACCGGUACCUUUGAUCCCCUACUGGUUCCCCAUUCUCGGCCACAUCCCAAAUCUCGCGUUCGGCCACUGCAGCUUUCUCACGGGCCUCCGCGACAGCCUCCCGGACGGCGUGGCCUCGCUCAACCUGUUCGGGACAACGCACGUCUUCAUCUUCCGCCACCGGGUCGGCACCUCGCUGCUGGGGAAGCCCAGCUCCGCCGCCGACACCGGCUGGAUCCGCGCCCGCCUGCUGGACAAGGCAUUCGGAUACCCGCCUGAGGAGCUGGGCGCUUACGCCGAGCUGUCGCCCCGCCUUAGUGACGUCUUUACCCGCACCCUGCUGUCGGGCCCGGGCCUAACGCGCAUGGUUGAGGCCACCGCCGGACGCUUAGCGCGCAAUAUCGACCGUUUUGUCACGCUUGGGGCCACUCAGCAGGCGAUGCUGAUGCCAUGGGAGCGCGUGGCUGGCCUCGAGCAUGUCAGCAGCCCCGGGGCGGCCACCUACAAGGCGGCAGCAAAUCAGCCCUACAGAAGCUGCACUGAUCAAGACGGCCAGACCGGGCAGUCGGUAGAAGCUUCCCUCGACGAGCUGGUGCGCGCCUUCGUCGGCUACACGGCCAACCCCAGCCUGCUCGGCGACGACUUCAUGGAAAACUUUCCGCACUUUUGGGACCUGCUCCAGGAGUUCGACAGGUCCUGGGUCCUCCUGGGGCUGGGCAUCCCCCGCUGGGUACCCUCGUUCCUGGCGCCCGCCGUCGCGCGCGCGGCCGCCGCCCAGGCCGAGCUGCUGCGCUGCAUGCGCGAGUUCGAGGCGGCGCUGGACCGCCGCGCCGCGGGCCAGGACGCGGGGCCCCGGUGGCGGCGCCUCGACACCGUCUCGGACCUGGUGCAGGCCCGCGUGGAACUCUACCGCGACAUGGGCGUCAGCAUCGAGGCGCGCGCCGCCAACGAGCUCGCCCUGGCCUGGGCCAUGAACACAAACUCCAACAUGCUCGUCUUCUGGGUCGUCGCCCGCGUCGCCGCCGACCCGGCCCUGCUCGCGGGCGUGCGUGCCGAGGUGGCGCCACACCUCAAGUUCGGGGGCGGCGGCGGCGACGCACCACCCAGUAGCAGCAGCAACGGCGGGCCGGGGGCGGCGCUGGCCGUCGGCGGCGGCCGCAUCGAUGUUGAGGGGCUCUGCUCGCGCUGUCCGCUGCUCAAGGCGGCGUACGUCGAGAGCCUGCGGAUCGACGGCUCGGCGUGGGGCUUCCGGCAGGCGCGCGAGGACCUCGUGCUGACGGACCAGCGGCGCGAGGGGCGGCCGGCGGCCCAGUGGCGCGUGCCCAAGGGCGCCUACGCGCACGUCGUCGAGGAGAUGCACAACACUGACCCCCGCAUCUUCCCGAACCCCUUUGCGUGGGACCACCGGCGCCACAUCACGGUGCAAGAGGCGGUCGGUUCCAUGUCUGCUGGCGCCGACGCGCAUGCGGGCAAGGAGAAGGUGGCGGUCGCCAAGCUGGGCUUGGUUCGGCCAUAUGGCGGCGGUUCGUCUGCUUGCCCCGGCCGCGUAUUCGCCCUCAGGGAGACCAUGGCCUUCGCGGCAGCCGUUUUACAUCAGUACGACAUUCAGCCCGUAAAUACCGAUUCCGACGGCUCCUGGGUCAUGCCGGUCACCGAGGCCAGUACAGUGGGGAUGAAAAGGCUCAAGGAACCUUUCAAGGUGGUGAUUAGGAGAAGAAUUUAGUAGACGUUGUCGCGCUCGGUGUCGUACGAACACCAUGGCAUCUGGGGCAGGCCAAAUCUCUACUUGCAAGAGCGCUUCCUCGGUCACAACUGCAGGGUUGGGUCUACCGCGGUUUAUACGCUGUCCUACGUAAUUUCAAGCAUCCCGGUUACUCCUUGCCGCAAGCCGUUUCGUGUAUUUUUUUUUUUGAUGGCCAAUGCGUGAAUGAAAAAAAAAAAAAGAAACUCCAGUGCCUUGCUCCCCAUGACUCCCACCAAAACACAAGAC